UUCAGAUUCGUCAGCAAGGUGUGGAAAACGGAAGAGGAACAUAGACACACAGGGGAGAACCGGAGAAACGGACAGAAACCGAGAAAGUGCUAGAGAGAGAUAUCGAUGGGGACUGGACCAACCGCUCCUGCCGCCUCCGGCCACCGCGGCUCUCUCCUCCUCGCCCUGCUCCUCGGCGCCGCCGCCGCGUUCCUCCCACUAGCCGAGCCGUCCUGCCCGCGAGACAAUUCACUGGUGAAAGACAUAAACCAAAUGCAUCAAAGCGACUAUGGAAGGAAAGGAUUCUCGCAUAUAACCAUCGCCGGCGCACUAGCUCACGGAAUGAGGGAGGUGGAGGUGUGGCUGCAGACAUUUGGUCCAGGGCAAAGGACGCCGAUCCACAGGCACUCGUGCGAGGAGGUCUUUGUUGUCCUCAAAGGGAGAGGCACGCUCUUACUGGGGUCGACCUCACUGCAGUACCCAGGGACACCUCAAGAGAUACCUGUCUUUCAGAAUAGCACGUUCACGGUUCCUGUAAAUGAUCCACACCAGGUUUGGAACUCUGAUGAGCACGGAGACUUGCAGGUGCUUGUGAUCAUAUCACGCCCACCUGUCAAGAUAUUUACGUAUGAUGAUUGGAGCAUGCCUCAUACGGCAGCAAAACUGAAGUUCCCCUAUUUCUGGGAUGCGGACUGCUUGCCAGCACCUAAAGAUGAAUUGUAGAUUGUAAAGCACUUAUGGCAGCUUCAUUCAAGGUGCCAAUGAACUGCGAUCCACACCCGCUCCCUUUUCUGUAUAUCUGUAAUGCCCUUUCUAUCCAAACAACAGUAUUAUCAUGGCUAGGUAGUUCAGAGCUUCUGCAAAGUUUUGCAUUGCGCUAUGUUCGAGAACGCAAGUUUCUUGGAUCUCCCUCGAAUCAACAUUGUUCUCUGUAUGGUUAGUUAUUUUCACCCUUACCAUGCAGAUUUCAUGCCGAAUCCUAAAGAAAAUUCCAACU
This is a messenger RNA of Brachypodium distachyon (stiff brome), 976 nucleotides long. RefSeq names its product auxin-binding protein 4. The coding region runs from base 106 to 702 and encodes 198 amino acids. The record is from RefSeq and is a predicted model, not a curated record. NCBI's taxonomy places the organism in Eukaryota, Viridiplantae, Streptophyta, Magnoliopsida, Poales, Poaceae. Gene Ontology annotation, molecular function: auxin binding. The transcript has 5 exons.